AUGCAUUGCGAUCUCUGUUGGGAUAAUGUGUUAAAGUCCAUAGAUCGAGACAGUUGGUUCAUUAUUGAUUUUGAUGAUGCAUGCCAUGCUCCUUCAAAUAUUCCUAACACACAAUUAGCUAAAGAAAGUCAUGCACCUGAGAUUUUUGAAUUCCAUCACAAUGAGAAUGUUGAUAUUUGGUCUGUUGGACCAACAGCCAAAGAUGCUUUGCGGUGGCUUUGGAGCAAAUAUAGAGAUGUUCUUGAGGAUUUUUUGAAAGAGGAGGAAAUGGAAGAAUCAUAA
Molecule: messenger RNA, 282 nt
Organism: Entrophospora sp. SA101
Lineage: Eukaryota; Fungi; Glomeromycota; Glomeromycetes; Entrophosporales; Entrophosporaceae
Source: the annotation of a GenBank genome assembly